UUCUCCCCCUAAAAGGUGCGUACCCUCAGACAAUAGCUAGCCCUUUUGAUCUUUCCAGAGCCGCGGUGGGAAAGGUGAGGCGUGCAAGUGCGCAUGCCCGGGUAGCUACAGGUGCAUCACCUGCGCUGUCCUUGCUGGUGGUCACUAUAAGAGCGGCUCCCAAGCGCCUGUCGCGGCCGGGAGAGCGCGCGCGCGCGCGCAGACGCACGGCGCCGCGGAGAGAGAGAGCGCGCGCCAGACAGACAGAGACAGCUGAUGCCUGUCAGCGCUGCGGGGCCGGGAGCUCUCGCGAGAGCUCCCCGAACCGGCCGCGAGAAGUGGGGCUCAGGUGUAAGAGGAGUGCAUCCCGUCGGCGCGCGGGGCUAGAGCUGUAGGAGAAGUGGGAUCGCGAGGCCGGUGCGCGGCGCUCUGCACGGUCAAAGGGAGCGCCGGGCGGCAGCGGCGGCAGCAGAGGAGCAGCAGCAGCCCCCGGCGCGGCCGCCGCCUCCGUGCCGCCAGCCGCCGCGGCUGCAGCCUCCGAAGGGAGGCCGGGGGAGCCGGCGUGCGCACUUUCCGGCAGACUUUCGGAGUGUUUGUGGAUUUACAUGCCAAGCCAUCAAGAUGAUGUCUAUGAACAGCAAGCAGCCUCACUUUGCCAUGCAUCCCACCCUCCCUGAGCACAAGUACCCGUCGCUGCACUCCAGCUCUGAGGCCAUCCGGCGGGCCUGCCUACCCACGCCGCCGCUGCAGAGCAACCUCUUCGCCAGCCUAGACGAAACGCUGCUGGCGCGGGCAGAGGCGCUGGCGGCCGUGGACAUCGCCGUGUCCCAGGGCAAGAGCCACCCAUUCAAGCCAGACGCCACGUACCACACGAUGAACAGCGUGCCAUGCACGUCCACGUCCACCGUGCCGCUGGCGCACCACCACCACCACCACCACCACCACCAGGCGCUCGAGCCUGGCGACCUGCUGGACCAUAUUUCGUCGCCCUCGCUCGCGCUCAUGGCCGGCGCGGGUGGUGCGGGCGCGGCGGGCGGCGGCGGCGGCGCCCACGAUGGCCCGGGGGGCGGCGGCGGCCCGGGGGGCGGCGGCGGCCCAGGCGGCGGCGGCCCCGGGGGCGGCGGCGGCGGCGGUGGCCCGGGGGGCGGCGGCGGCGGCCCGGGCGGCGGGCUGCUCGGCGGCUCGGCGCACCCGCAUCCGCACAUGCACGGCCUAGGCCACCUGUCGCACCCGGCGGCGGCGGCCGCCAUGAACAUGCCGUCGGGUCUGCCGCACCCCGGGCUGGUGGCGGCGGCGGCGCACCACGGCGCGGCAGCGGCGGCGGCGGCGGCGGCGGCCGGGCAGGUGGCGGCGGCGUCGGCGGCAGCGGCCGUGGUGGGCGCGGCGGGCCUGGCGUCCAUCUGCGACUCGGACACGGACCCGCGCGAGCUCGAGGCGUUCGCCGAGCGCUUCAAGCAGAGGCGCAUCAAGCUGGGCGUGACGCAGGCCGACGUGGGCUCGGCGCUGGCCAACCUCAAGAUCCCGGGCGUGGGCUCGCUCAGCCAGAGCACCAUCUGCAGGUUUGAGUCGCUCACGCUCUCGCACAACAACAUGAUCGCGCUCAAGCCCAUCCUGCAGGCGUGGCUCGAGGAGGCCGAGGGCGCGCAGCGCGAGAAAAUGAACAAGCCCGAGCUCUUCAACGGCGGCGAGAAGAAGCGCAAGCGGACUUCCAUCGCAGCGCCGGAGAAGCGCUCCCUCGAGGCCUACUUCGCCGUACAACCCCGGCCCUCCUCCGAGAAGAUCGCCGCCAUCGCCGAGAAACUGGACCUCAAAAAGAACGUGGUGCGGGUGUGGUUUUGCAACCAGAGACAGAAGCAGAAGCGGAUGAAAUUCUCCGCCACUUACUGAGGGGGUGGGAGGUGCGGGGCGGGGCAGAGCGGGGAGCUGAAGGGGCUUUUCGGGAGCUUUCUUUGGGCCUGCUUCCCCCUAGACUUGGAGUGUCCGUUAUCCUGCUUGCAUUUGGGGAGUCCCUCCUCGAGCACUCUCUUCCACCCUCUCUGUGCUCCCUCUGCCCCUGAUCCUCCACAGCAAAGAGGACUGGGUGCUGGGUGUGGACACCCAAGAGCCAGGUGGGGGAAAAAGAGGGACCUUUUGGGUGAGCGGGGAGUUGAGGGGAAGGAAAGCGGAGACUGGAGGAGGGGUUUUGAGGAGCAGGUUGGUUCUGGGGGUUGGGGUGGGGGGAGAGUGGGGAAGAGUAGGGAAAUGGACUGUUUUUGACCAGAGACACUUGUCAAAAUCUCCUGGGGACCAAGGAACUACGUACAAAAACAAACCUACCAACCACCAAAAAACAAAAAAAAACAAAAACAACAAAAAAACCUAGACAAAUAAAGACAAACUAAAACAAAACAGAACAAAAGCAAAGAAAAAAUGCUUUAGUAACUUAAGUCUGGGGAGCCGUAUUCUGCAGCUUCAUUACCCCCUAAGGAAGAGAAAAAAGAGCACCACCAUUAUUACCACCAACCCCAACCCUACAUACAUGAACUGAGUUAAAAACCGAAAACUAAACGAACCAGAGGGUGAAAUUCUGGGUAGCGAAGCUAGUUGUUCUGUCUCAGUGUUUACUUUUUCCCUCCAAGUGUCACCUCCACCCCAUCCCUGUCCUCUUUGAUUUAUUUUUCUCGCUUCCAAUGAGAAUCCAAUAGCUGCUCUCCAUUUGCUGGAAAGUGAGUGGGAGCACAGGUGAAAGGGGGAGGGUGGCUGUUCAGGGGUCCCAAGUUUUCUGGUGACCUGGCCUCUACUGUGGCCUGGUCACUGUCAUGUGGGGACGGUUAGGGAGAGAGAGACACACACAGUCUUUGAGCUGACUAAAAGGCAGAAUUUAGGGGUCCCGAAGUAUUUUAUUCUAGUGAAGUAAAACCAUUUUAGCAAGGUUUUUCUCUUUUCAUGUUUGCUUUUGUAUCUAAGAUCUGGAAAACAUUAUUUCAAAAUAAGCUUCCUCCCCUCCCUGGCCCCCCCUCCCCAUGGACCGUGCUGCCCCUUCAUUUAUUUUUUAGUGUGGUUUAUUUUAAACUACCUACUGAUUCCCGCCCCCCAUUGAUUCAGUUAGACUGAUGGGGUGGAAGACACUAGGAGAGAUACUCUGUCCCAUUUUCUCCCCAGAACAAGACCCGUCUUGCUCUUCUAGGUACCCUUUCUUUCUCUUUUAGAGAACAUGAAAUCGUUGAAAUCCGAGAAGUUUCUGCUUUCAAUUGGAGCAGGACUUGGCUGGGAGAAAAAUCAACUAAAUCCCAGAAGAGAGGAAGACAGGUUUAAAGCCCUCUGUUUGUUUCAAAGGGGUCUGCAUGUUGGGGUGGAAAGCAGAACAACUGUGUUUCAUUAUUAUUAUUAUUAUUAUUACUAUUAUUAUUAUUCAAAAGUAAUUUAUUGCUGGGGAUAAAUGUUGGGUAGCAAGAACUUUAAUUUGCACUAUCAGUCUCCCAAAUAGAAAAUCAUGUAUAGUAUUUCAUAGUAAUAAUCAAGAUACUUUAUGAACUGAUGGAUUAAAAAAAAAGAGAAAGACAGUUGAAGGUGGUUAGGUAAAAUGCGUGCUUGGUGCACAAGAUACUCUUUCGAUCUCAUGUGGAGAUGGUUUAUUACCAUCCUUUAAUAAGAACUAAAAAAUUAAAAACCGGACAAAUGAGGAAAGGAAAACUCUGCCAUUUAACAAGACUGAAAUCAUGCAUGAUCUGAAAGGUGCAGAAAGAAACACAAUUAGGUCUCACUCUGGUUAGGCAUUAUUUAUUUAAUUACGUUGUAUAUCAUUGUUUGCAGCGCAAACAUUCUAUGCAUUUGAAACUGAGCACUAAACUGGGCUAGCUUUCUGAUAGACCGUUUUGUGGAUAGUGUGAUUUCACAGUCUACUGCCUGUUUUCACCGAAAACACAACAUUCUUGUCAUAUUCUUGUAUUUAGAGGAAGAGGGGAAAAAAAGGAAGAUUACUGUAAAUAUUUUCUUUAAUGCACACACUCACACAGUGGUUACAAACUGCCAGUGUUAAUCCUGAAAUGUCUCACGGAUUGAUCUACCUGUCCAUGUUAUGUCUGCUGAGCUUUCUCCUUGGUUAUGUCUUUGCUCUAUUACCUUUUCCCCCCUCCCCACUUCUAUUAGAACCAUUUCUGUGCGCCAAAAUACAACAGGGGGAUGUGUCCCAGUAUGCUUACAAAUAAAACAUAACUGAAAGAAGAGCAGUUUUAUGAUUUGGGUGCAUUUUUGUUUAUACUGGGCCAAAUCCUGGUAGAGCCGGUCAGAAAACAAGACUCAAUUCAACCACAAAUACAGGGGAGGAUAUUGAAAGGGGGAUAAAAAGUGAGGAAGGGGUGAGAAUGAUGUAUUUUUCUGCUGAAUCAGAAUUCACUUUCAGAUAACUCAUGUGAAAAGCGGUGCUCUGAAUAAAAUGAAUUCUAUAUUAGUUGCCUGUGUUUAUCAAUUUUUUUUUGAACUACAGAAACUCUUAAACCACAGCCCUCAUUUCAGAGUGCUGGGAGGUAAUAAAUAACCAGGUACCCCCCCCCCCCAAAUUAAAUUGAGGUUCAGGGAAAGAGGCAUUUGAAGGUUUGUGUAUGUUAUCCUAGCCUAUAAACAUUUCUUAAAAAGUAAAUGACUUUCCUUUGGAAGUUAAUAAAUAUUAAAAAAAAAUCAUCCACUGAUCUGCCCAGCCACCAUGUCAAAUGCUUCUGUUCGUUUGGAACAUUUAGUGUGCCACCUACUGCUCCAGAAAGACCAGAGAUACUUUAUUUCCUGGUGACCCAAGACUAAAUCAGAUGCCAAAUGUACAAAGUUUCUUAAUAGCUGGGAUUAUAUCUUCUGACAUCAUCCUAUUUUAGCCAAAUCUUUUUAAUUUCACCGGCAAAUCUGUGAAACAAAACACUUGAUGUUCAAAACAGAAUAGUACAUUUAAAAAGCUGUGAUUUUAAACAGUUGUUAAUGUUUAAAAAAAAGCACUAGAGGUAUUUUUAAAAAUAGAUCUCUUCCAUCAAAAUUGAUUUGUUUCUGUUGUUGACUUGAAAUGUCAUCAAAGUUUUUAAUAAAAUGCAUUUGUAAAAAAAGAAGCAAACAAACCAUUAUUUUAUAGGAAAGUAUGACCGGAUUUCAUUGUUGGAGAACCAGGAAUGAACAAAUGAAAAGAUUUAACAAAGGCUGUUUUUUUUUUUUUUAAAUCUGUUCCAAACAGGAAUGUUGCAGGCAAAUACAUUUGUAUUAUAUAAUGAUGACCAAUGUAUGUAAUAAGAACUUAAGCAUUUGUUUUGUAUUAAGUAAAAUCCUUACCAAAUAAAAAGACAAUAUUAUGUUAAUAAAACAUAACGAAAACACAUGCUUUGCAGAGUUUCCUAUUUUAUGUAGUAGGAAACUGUGCAAAACAAGAAAUGCUUUGCUAUCUAGUGAGUGAAUCUGUGUAUUGCGGGAAGGAAUAAUAAGACUAUUCUAUGACACCUUUGUCAAUUUAUGAAGAAGCAAGCAAACGUCCUCCUUAAGCAGGUGCAAAGGCUGGUCACUCAGCGGUAGCUGUCCUUUCAAAGUUUUCUGGUUGUGAAGAAAAACCACUCUAAGCAGAUUCUGAAACCAGACGGUGAGUGGAAAUAGUAAAAUGUGUGGUUCCCAUACAUUAAAAAAAUAAUCUUAAAGUAAGUUGGAGACAGUGGGGGACUUGUGCUCCGUUUAUAUUUCAGCUUCUCAGGAAAUCCAGGCGGUAGAAGAGUAGAAAGGGCAAAAGAAAAGCAAGCAUGAAAUGCACCUGCCAACGUUUAUGUCAUCCAUUCAUUUUAAAUUUCUUCUUUUCCCCAGCCCUAGCUCAGGGUCCUGCUCUUCUAUAGGUCUAAGAAAUGAUGUCCUCAAGACACAUCAACUAACUUCUGAAUAGAUUGUUUAAUGCGUGUUCUGAAUUGCUCUCAACUUAGAUUACACUCUCAUAAAUAAACUGUAGGCACCCACUGC
Messenger RNA from Felis catus (domestic cat), 5931 nucleotides. RefSeq names its product POU class 4 homeobox 1 (gene POU4F1). NCBI's taxonomy places the organism in Eukaryota, Metazoa, Chordata, Mammalia, Carnivora, Felidae. The record is from RefSeq and is a predicted model, not a curated record. The transcript has 2 exons. Gene Ontology annotation, molecular function: DNA-binding transcription factor activity, RNA polymerase II-specific; RNA polymerase II cis-regulatory region sequence-specific DNA binding. Bases 601 to 1866 code for a protein of 421 amino acids. Gene Ontology annotation, biological process: regulation of transcription by RNA polymerase II.